CGGAGCGGAGGGCAGCUUGUGCCGAAAGGGCUCGGGCUGGUUGGUCGGGACGCCUGACAAGUCCCGCAGAACAACUUCAGAGGAGCAAAGUCCAGCCGGAGUGUGAGGGAGGCAGAGUGGAAGUUAGAGUGUGUGUGUGUGUGUGUGUGUGUGUGUGUGUGUGUGUGUGUGUGUGUGUGAGAGAGAGAGAGAGAGAGAGAGAGAGAGAGAGAGAGAGAGAGAGAGAGAGAGAGAGAGAGAGCUGUACACAAAAUCACAUGUCAUUUUAAAAGAAAUGCUCCAAAGAUGGCGGUGGUAAUAGCGACGGGAGUUUCAGGUGCCUCCGGAGUGCAAAAAAGUGGAUUUGUGGAGGUUUUGGUGCGGGAGCGGUGGCACAAAGUUUUGGUCAACUUAAACGAGGAAGCGCUCACGUUAAGCUGCGAGGAGAGCAGCGCUAACGACAACGUGAGCGACAGUGUCAACUCUAACGGCGUUACCAACGGAUCUUACCUUGAUAACAAUAACACCAACUCCAACAACGCACCCCAAACUGUGCGCACCGCGUUCACGGACCUCCCGGAGCGAGUGCCCGAGGCGAUCGCCAACAGAAAGCGGUGCGUCAAGGUGACCAAGCAGGAGAUCGGGGGGCUUGGGAUCAGCAUCAAGGGAGGGAAGGAGAAUAAAAUGCCCAUCCUCAUCAGUAAGAUAUUCAAGGGACUCGCAGCGGACCAGACCCAGGCUCUGUACGUCGGGGACGCCAUCCUGUCUGUGAACGCCAUGAACCUGCGGGACGCGACCCACGACGAGGCUGUGCAGGCGCUGAAGCGGGCCGGCAAAGAGGUUGCACUGGAAGUGAAGUACAUGCGCGAGGCCACACCGUACGUCAAAAAGGGCUCUCCUGUGUCAGAGAUCAGCUGGGAAACCCCCCCUCCGGAGUCUCCCCGUCUCAGCAGCACUCCCAUCACCUUCUCCUCCCAAUCUGACCCUCCGAGCCCUGCUGCCCAGCCCUCCCUGUCCCUGCAGGGUGACAGGAGGUGCAUACCACUAAAGAUGUGCUAUGUAACCCGAGCCAUGACCACACCAGACCCUGAGAACAGACAACUGGAGCUGCACUCCCCUGACACCCGGCACACCGUGGUGCUGCGGUGCCCAGACCAACCAUCUGCCCUGUCCUGGUUCUCUGUCAUGCACUCUGUUACAUCCACACUGGCACAGCGUUCGCUGGCAGAGGUCAUCCAGCACACAGCCAGGACGGGGGUUGCUGGCAGCAAAGAGAUACGACACCUGGGAUGGCUGGCAGGGAAGACAGAGAGCGAGAAGCAGUCCUGGAAGCCGGUGCUGGUCGUUGUGACCGAGAAAGACCUGCUGCUUUUUGACAGUUUACCACGAGGCAAGGAGGCAUGGCAGAGCCCUGCACACACUUAUCCACUUUUAGCAACACGUCUGGUCCAUUCUGGCCCCGACCGGGGGUCACCUCACUCCGGCACGGAGCUGUUCUUUGCCACUCGGACUGGCACGAGACUCGGCAUCGAGACUCACCUGUUCCGGGCUGAGACCACCAAGGAUCUGUCCCUGUGGACCAGACAUAUAGUGAACGGAUGUCACGCCUCAGCUGAGAUGAUCAAAGAAGUCACUACGAGUUGUCUGUACCGAAGUCAGGAGUGUCGGCUGGUGAUCCACUAUGAACAGGGCUUCUCUGUGCUGGCUGACCCCACACUGGGAGAUGGGGAGAACAGGGAGGAGAGAGGAGCUCACACACCUACCAGGCCCCGGGUGCUGCUCUCUUACCCCUACGAAAAAUUAAAGAUGUCCUCAGAUGACGGAGUUCGCAUGCUCAUCCUUGACUUUGGAGGGAAGGAGGGGGAGAUUCAACUGGACCUUCACUCGUGUCCGAAGCCAAUCGUCUUCAUCCUCCACUCCUUCCUCUCUGCUAAGAUCUCCCGCCUGGGUCUGGUGGCCUGACCUCUGUAAAGGGACAUUUCACCUCCUUUUAAAAACAGAAAUCCACCUUGUUUUGCCGCCUCUCUGCAGCCCGCAUGCAGUACACCACGUCACACCUUCAGUCGGGGACCCAAGCUGAGUGAAUGUAGCCUCUAUCUGGAAACCGAUCUUUUUUGGGUCUCGAAUUCCAAGUUAAAGAAACACUGGAGAAACCAGAUUAGUUUUGCUUUGAGCGAAAUUGACAGAUUUCUUUGGGAUAAACCCUCCCUUUAAGGGCUGCAUGGACCGAAGUGUUGACUGAAGAGCCACAGAAGGAAACAUGGACUGGACUAGAAGCAAAGGGAUGAUAUUUACAGAGGGACACAUUUAAAGGAGCAGAUUGGGCAUUACUGUCACGUCCAGGAUUGGAAGGACUGGACAUGUGCAGCAAGGUUGAGAUGAAUUCACUUUUAAUUCAAUCAAAAUGUAAUGGCAAAACGGCCUUCCAUUUACCAAUUAUAUAAUUUAUUCACCAUUAGCUCUGAAAGGACAUUCAGAAUUUCACUUGGUCAUUUUUCUUCACCAAACACUUGACACGCUGUGGAAAAACUUUAUGCAUUUGUCUUUGUUAGCGUUCCCUGAAAUGUCUUGUUAGCCGUGUCAGCAUUCAUCAUUGAAACUGGGAGGCACAAUCGCCCGUACAGUGUCCCACAAUGUGACAGCUGACUCAAAUUCAAAAUGUCACAGUAUUUGUAUAACCGGUUGCAUACAAUGACCAUCUGGUGGUCAAAGUAUUUAAGUGUUUGACCGAUUUGACAGUUCUAAUGACUUCAAAUAUAAUUUGUCAAUCAACUAACAUGAAUUAUAAAAUAGUCAAGCAUUCAUAUUUAUUGCAAUCGCAUUUAAAUUCCACGUAGGCUCCUGUUUAUCACUCAAAAGCAGGGGGAAAAAUCAUAUCCAACAUAUCAAAAAGUCCAAUAGCUUGUUACUGCAAUCUUGUCCAUGAUGAUCCAAAUGGCAUUUACUGUUGUGUUUCUGACAAAUGCAACUUCAGUUUCCACAGAAAUAUCAGUAAUCCAUAUCAUGGACGUUCAUGAUGAGUAUACGGAUGCUAAUGAUUUUAUAUGAUUUGAAUUUAUCACUACAUGUACCAUAACCAAACAAUAAGGUAAUAUUCAUAAAACACAUUUUAACAUUAAAGUUUAUGGCAAUAGUUCUUUUAGAGAAAUAAGCUUUGCACUUUUUGCCGAGAGUUAGGUGACUGUCUGAAGCUACAGGCAGUAGCUGGUUAUAGCUUAGCAUUGCUUAAUGACUGGCAACAGAGGGAAACUUUAGUCCAAAGACAACAAAUCACUUUAUAUGUCUUUUUUUAAAAAUCUGUAUUGUGCUAUAGGCCGAUUUAGUUUAAAUCUGUAGCUGAACAUACGAUAAUGUUUUGAAUUUCUCUUAAAGAAAAUAAUCUCACCACAAGGUGCAUUUAGUAGCUUUUCCGGAGAUUUCAAGCAGCUCGUUUUACUGUUUUAGCAUUAAAAACUGUCACUGACUUGGUCCAAGAACACAACCUUCCGUAAAACCACAUCUUUAUCUUUUUAUAGUUUUACACACAUUUUUUGUACAGAUGAGAUGUAAGGUAUUAAUUAGUGAGCUUCAGAGGUGAUGUUAGGGGGAUUUUUCUUUUCAUCUUUGGACAGAGGUAAGCUUCCCCAUUUCCAAUAUUUAACCAGCUACUAGCUAUAGCCUUAUAUUUAAUGGACAAAUAUGAGAGUGGUAUUGGUCUUCUUAUCUAACUCUCGGUAAGUCAGCAAAUAAGUGUAUUUACAAAAACGGACAGUGAGCUGUUCAUCAAACUGAGCAUGUUUGCCUGCUUAAAUGACAAACUACAGUCAUAUUCUACCCCAUCAAGCAAAUCUGCCAUGAGUACUUCUAAUUUUCAUAUUAAAAACUGAAAAUCAACCUGACAGUACCACAAUCACCCCAUCAAGCAUUACUUGUAUUUUUCUUUCUUUUUAUAGCAAAGUAGCCAUCAUAGGAGUCUUCAACCCUGCUUUAAUCUUGCAGUAAUCAGUGCAGGUCAUUAUCUGUUUGGACAUCAUGCAGCAGAUCAAAUCUGUGUACUGUCUCUGACUGACGUGACUGGCUGCCAGGUCCUUUCCUCGUGCCUUCAGAUGACUAAAACAUUAGAAAUUUUGAAAGAUAUUAAUCAUAGAGACAAUGUUACUUCUACGAUGGCUACUUUACUUUUGGUAAUCAGACACAUGUUUUCAAUGACCAUUUACACACAAACUGUGAACAAUGAUUUACACAUUGUAAUCCUACCACUCUCUAGAAGAAAUAUCAUCUGUUUUGUUAAUGCUAGAAGAUAGUUGGAAGUAUUGUAACACUUUUGUUCAGACAAGAAUCCAGCACUUACUGAUAACCUCAAGUGGAGAGAAGCUUUUUGAGUAAAGGCUGCUUUGAUAUGUAGAAUACUCUGAUGCCUUUGGCAGCUACUGUACUGUCACUAAGAAUGAUAAAGCUUAGUUUUUAACUCAAACGGUGCACAUAAAUCAUGUAUUUAACAAAAGUGA
Dicentrarchus labrax (European seabass) is the source of this 4466-nucleotide messenger RNA. It is a transcript of the gene sntb1, whose product is annotated as syntrophin, basic 1. Bases 286 to 1941 code for a protein of 551 amino acids. The transcript is spliced from 8 exons. The record is from RefSeq and is a predicted model, not a curated record. Lineage: Eukaryota; Metazoa; Chordata; Actinopteri; Moronidae. Gene Ontology annotation, cellular component: intracellular anatomical structure; synapse; dystrophin-associated glycoprotein complex. Gene Ontology annotation, molecular function: structural molecule activity; protein binding.